Messenger RNA from Pezoporus flaviventris, 2014 nucleotides. It is a transcript of the gene OGN, whose product is annotated as osteoglycin. The coding region runs from base 74 to 973 and encodes 299 amino acids. Gene Ontology annotation, molecular function: protein binding. The record is from RefSeq and is a predicted model, not a curated record. The transcript is spliced from 6 exons. Lineage: Eukaryota; Metazoa; Chordata; Aves; Psittaciformes; Psittacidae.
UUCCAGGCACAAAGAAAGUAUUCUUCAUAGCCAACGCAUAAGCAGAUCUUCACCAGCUCAGUGAAAGCCAGAUAUGUUGUCUCGUGCAAGAAUGAAGACUUUGCAGACUACCUUCUUUUUAUUUGUAUUUGUACCUUUGGUAAAUGCAGCACCACCAAUACAGCAAGAACCACUCCCGUUUUAUGAGUAUGAUUCAGAUGUUACCAUGGGAAGCCUGAGACAACAAGAUUAUGAAAUUCAAUCCAAGGAUAUAAGAAAGGAUGGAACAAAUACUUCUCUUGACAUUUUUCUAAGACUGCAAGGAGAUGACAGCGAAACCAAUGUACAACCAACAAAGGAUACAAAUUUACCUACUUGUCUGCUCUGUGUGUGUCUAAGCGGAUCAGUGUACUGUGAGGAAAUAGACAUCGAAGCUGUACCCCCACUGCCAAAGGAAACAGCGUAUCUUUAUGCACGAUUUAACAAAAUAAAAAGGAUAGCAGCCUCAGAUUUUGCUGACAUUACUACCUUGAGAAGAAUUGAUUUUAGUGGAAAUAGGAUAGAAGAAAUAGAAGAUGGAGCCUUUUCAAAGCUUCUGUUAUUGGAAGAACUUUCUCUUGCUGAAAAUCGACUUCUAAAACUUCCUGUUCUACCUCCCAAACUAACAACAUUUAAUGCAAACCAAAACAGAAUCAAGAGCAGAGGAAUCAAAGCAAAUGCUUUCAAGAAACUGACAAACUUGGCCUACCUCUACUUGGGACAUAAUGCACUGGAAUCUGUUCCCCUUAACUUGCCAGAAAGUCUGCGUAUUCUUCACCUUCAGUACAACAAUAUUACUACAAUCACCGAUGACACGUUCUGCAAAUCUAAUAACACACGUUACAUCCGCACACUCAUGGAUGAGAUAAGGAUGGAAGGCAAUCCAAUCCUCUUGGCAAAGCAUGUUAAUGCUUUUUCCUGCUUGAGAACACUGCCUGUAGGAACAUACUACUAGCCACUACUUGCAUGACUAUACAUGCCAAAACUUAAAAGAUCAUUCUUUUUCCUCUGUUUACAUGUUUAUACCCUCUUCCUUACUAAUGCUAUUUUCCCAGAACCUUUUACUAUGUUGAAACAUGGUUCUUCUCUUAAAGAACUAUUUCAAAACACUUUAUUUUCUAGUUACAAUGUCACCCAUGCUUUCAGAAUCUCUUCUAUUAAAAACAUAUAUAUGCACACACAUACCUUCUCUACUUUUCAUUCCACCAUAUACUCUUUAUGUGUAGGUAAAAUUCACACACAAUUAAUUGGUUGGUCACAUUCUUUACCACUACUCUGAGCAAUUACUACAUCUCAUUUCAUUUUCAGAUGAAUGCCAAACACUGAGCAAGCUACAGAAGAAAUCACAACUUAAUUCCAAUGCUACUUUUUUAAAUCUGAAAUGAAACUUUUCAGUAGACCUUCAAAAGUGUAUUGGAUGAAGUUGCAUACUAAAGGAAGUUAUGUUUAAAAACAGAACUUCUCAAUGCUGAACUUCAUUAAAAGUUCCUUAAAAACUUGGUUUGUGGAAAAUUAAAGUUUCUAAUUAGGCUUAGUGUACCAAGCAACAUAGCAAGUGGAACUUUUCAAAGACAGGUUAAAUGUCCUUUUGUUUUGCUUUCAAAACAACCUGCGUGUGCAUAUAUAUACAUUAUAUUUUUCACACAAGGUAUUUUUAAUUGAAAUAUAUAAUUUUUGCUCAGCUGUACUCACAAGUCAUUUUUGCAAUGAGAGCUUCCCAUUUUAAUACAAUAGUCAAAGCACAGCAUAGUAUGACUCCAAGUAUCUUUCUAAUUAACAGAUGAUGCAGACCAAGCUUUGUUCUCCUGCUUUUCCUUGACAAGAAAAUGUGACAAUAUAAUUAACAGCAAAGCUGAAUUAAUGUUCAAUAUUACCUGUAAAUAAGUAAAAUCUCAGCUAGACACUAGUGCAAAGAAACAGAACUACCCUUGUAUAGCUAUAUAUUUGCUCUUUAGGAAAAAAAAUAAAUCAGAUCUUUAAAUUUAAAAGUUCUUUC